AUGCCCUCCUUCCGCCGGGCCCUCGUGGCCGCCGCCUUCCUCCUAACCCUCCUCUUUCUCCUUACGAGAUCCCACGAAACCGAGGCCUCCUUAGCAGCCACCAAGCCCUCCACCGCCAACGGCGCCGAAUCCUCCCAGAAGAAGCCCGUAGCCUCUUCCCAAGCAGCAGGCACCACCGCCAGCCAGCCUGACAACGAGCCGCCCUCCACCCAAAAACCCAUGAUCGACCUCUCAACAUUACCCCUACGCGAGCAGCUCGCAUACCAAUACCCCUACAACCUCCAGUCCAAGUUCCCCGCCUACAUCUGGCAAACGUGGAAGCGCACGCCGCAAGACCCCGACUUCGAGUUCCGCGACCAGGAAGCUAGCUGGACUGACGAACACCCGGGCUUCAUCCACGAGGUCAUCACCGACGACGUGGCCCUCGCACUCCUCAGCCUCCUCUACGCCUCCGUCCCCGACGUGCUCGACGCUUACAAGUCCCUCCCGCUACCUGUCCUCCGCGCUGAUUUCUUCCGUUACCUCAUCCUCUACGCCCGCGGAGGAAUCUACUCUGACAUUGACACUUUCGCCCUCCGGAGCGCCCUCGAGUGGGUGCCCACCACCAUCCCCCGGAAGUCCGUCGGCCUCGUCAUCGGUAUCGAGGCUGACCCGGACCGCGAGGACUGGGCUGAGUGGUAUAGUCGCCGCAUCCAGUUCUGCCAAUGGACUAUCCAGGCGAAGCCCGGCCACCCCGCCCUGCGCGAGGUCAUUGCUCGCAUCACCGAGGAGACGCUCAAGAGGAAGCGCGACGGCACGCUCUUGAAGACGAUGGAUAAGAACGUCAUCGAGUUUACAGGCCCAGCUGUGUGGACCGACGUGCUCUUUGAUUACUUUAACGAUAAGAAGUUCUUUGACAUCAAGGCCACUGGCGCCGUUGUGGAUUGGCGCAACUUUACGGGUAUGGAGGUGCCGAAGAAGGUUGGCGAUGUUGUGGUCUUGCCUAUUACUGGGUUUUCUCCUGGUGUGAGGCAGAUGGGGGCUAAGGAUUAUGAGGAUCCGCAGGCCAUGGUGAGGCACGAUUUUGAAGGCACCUGGAAACCGGAAAACGAGCGCCAUAUUGGUGAAAUCUUUGAAGACUAA
Molecule: messenger RNA, 1122 nt
Organism: Scedosporium apiospermum
Lineage: Eukaryota; Fungi; Ascomycota; Sordariomycetes; Microascales; Microascaceae
Product: Glycosyltransferase family 32 protein
Exons: 2
Coding region: 1-1122 (373 amino acids)
Biological process (GO): protein N-linked glycosylation
Cellular component (GO): mannan polymerase complex
Molecular function (GO): alpha-1,6-mannosyltransferase activity
Source: RefSeq, a predicted model, not a curated record